Anisakis simplex (herring worm) is the source of this 345-nucleotide messenger RNA. NCBI's taxonomy places the organism in Eukaryota, Metazoa, Nematoda, Chromadorea, Rhabditida, Anisakidae. The record is from the annotation of a GenBank genome assembly.
AUGGUGGGCUCGAGGUUGAGACCGCCGAACGAACAAAAACAUAAGAUAUUGAUCCGAAAAGAUAAAUUUGAGGCAAACUAUUGGAAAGAGCAACAAUGGCUGGCUGGUCGAAGAAAAAUAAAAAUUCAAAUGGUUAGAAACGAUACAAAACAAAUUGCUUAUUUGAUUGGUCGUACACUCACUGCUGAAAUUGGCAUGGUAUCGUUGGAUAAGGACGGAAUGAUAGCCCUGGAGACUCGACGCACGAAUGCCGUUGCGCAGUUAUUAGGUGGAGAUUCGUCGAGUUGCACGCCAGAAGUAACAGUGACGAUUGAAUUAGUGUGUGCUGAUGUUCUAAGGUCAUAG